UUUUCCAUCGGAAUGGUUCAAGUCAGUGUCGAUGUCUAUUAAGAUUUCCAAAGCAGGAUUUCACAGAGAUCUUCAAUACAGUGUUCAGUGGAGCAAAAUCGAUCAUGAUGUCAAAGCUUUACUAGUCCAACAGCUGCCCAGUGGAGUUUAUAUGGAUGAAUAUCAGCUGGAAACACUGAGACGCGACACGGGUUUGGAGGUUCUUCUGGACUCAAAGGUUGAUGUGGAAGCUCCAGAGUAUUUGUCCCCUGGUUUCACGGCGCUGGUUUUUCUGUCAGGAAGGCGCGAGGCCGCGGUUCCCGUUCACGGCCGAUAUCACAGACCGUCAGCCUCCAGCAAGCGGGUGAAAGUAGACCUGGAUCCAGCCAGACUGUUGCUCAGAUCAGAUCAGUGCCGCACACCGAGGGCAGGUUUGCAUCGUGUCGUGGUCGAGGCUCCCUGUACCUUCAGCAGCCACAGCAUCUGCUCAUGGACGGAGAUCCUGGAUCUAGAGGAUAGCGGUGGAGUGAGUCUGGAGCUGGCGGUCGGUGACUCGUCGAUGCUCCUCACAGUGUGUGCGGGGACUGUACUGACGGCUGUACUGAGCUGUGUUUACCUGCUCCGAAACAUCUGGAAACACGGCAGCUUCUGAUCAGAGACUGUGAGAUGAAGCUCCGGGAUACGGCUCCACCAGGGUUUUACAGAAAUGUGCAUGAAUGAAUAUGUUAUCAUAGUGGAUUAAUAAUUUAUUACUGCAAUUGUAAAUAAAACUGAAUG
Molecule: messenger RNA, 756 nt
Organism: Sinocyclocheilus rhinocerous
Lineage: Eukaryota; Metazoa; Chordata; Actinopteri; Cypriniformes; Cyprinidae
Product: phosphatidylinositol-glycan biosynthesis class X protein-like
Exons: 6
Coding region: 32-631 (199 amino acids)
Biological process (GO): GPI anchor biosynthetic process
Cellular component (GO): endoplasmic reticulum membrane
Source: RefSeq, a predicted model, not a curated record